Messenger RNA from Solanum dulcamara, 2398 nucleotides. RefSeq lists its product as uncharacterized. The record is from RefSeq and is a predicted model, not a curated record. The coding region runs from base 1612 to 2076 and encodes 154 amino acids. The transcript is spliced from 5 exons. Gene Ontology annotation, molecular function: RNA binding. Lineage: Eukaryota; Viridiplantae; Streptophyta; Magnoliopsida; Solanales; Solanaceae.
CUAAUUUUACAGUUUAAAAUGCUGAAUUUUUCUGGUUGAAAUUGGGACAGGUGAAAUUUUAGUAGAAUUUGUUGGUUAUAUCUUUUUGUUGUUCAGUCGAUUUGCAUCUUGGUCUGCCUUCUACAUGUAUUAAGGAGCUCCAUAAUUCCAUGUAAAGUAAGCAAGUAUGUGUAUAAUGCGAAUUCCAACUUGAUGGGGUUAUAGAUUAGCUUAUUUAUUGCUAGGAUUCUAGAUUUGGGUUUACUAAUCAAGCAUCAUGGUCUAUUUCGACUUUUAGAGUAGAAUGCUGAUUUAUAUAAUUUUUUCCUAGAGUUUAUGAUACAGAGGUAAAAUUGAAAAUUGUCAAUGUGGAAGAUGAAGGUUACGUAGCAUUGAACAUGUGAAAAGUUAAGCCUGAUGAGGGAUGGAUUUGGAAGGGGAAGUUGUGUAUCAUUGUUAAGUGGUGGGUAGAGCAUGACAAGUCAUUCAUGUCUAUCAAUAAUGAGCUGAAUGAUUGAGGUUUGUGGCAUGUUACUGUUCUGAUAUUAUUUUUGGGAAAAUGAUAUUAUUGGUCAAAAGAUUCAAUUGCCCGGGGAGAAAAUAGUUCUUACGUUUUUAAUAGAUAGGUUUUGGGAGUCAUCCUGGUAUUCAUUCUGAGAACUCAAUUCUCCAAAAAAGGUUUCAACAGAUAAAGUUGUUCUGUUUACAUUUGCGGCCCAAAUCUCAAGUUGGGCAUCCAACUGUCCAUCCCCUCCCCUAGACUUCUACAGCCAAUUGGCUGGGGAGGAGAUCAUUCUUAUUUAUAGAUAGAUGCAUUAGGUCUUGAGAAUUUAAUUUUAACUUUUAAAUUUCAUAGGGUGAGUUGUUUUAGUUCUUAUCUAUGGCGCAAAGGUGAAGUCGGUCUCCGUCUUCCCUAGCUUUCUUAAUUUUGGUAGAUGGCGUGGGGUUACAUCUUGGUAUUGGUUUCUGAUGAAUUAACAAGUAUACCUCAAUCUUAAGCUAGCUUGGGUUAUGAAUUAUAUUAUCCAUUUCACUCCAUUUGUAUCCUUGCAUUCCAAUCUUCAAUAACUUGGAAUUCUAUAUUAUUCUACUGACCUACAAAUCAUAAAAAGACUCCUUCUCAGCAGAGGAUCAUAGGUAAUCAUACCAACAUGACUAUGCCCUAGUUCCAACUAGUUGGUAUUGCCUUUUAAAUUCAUAAGGCAAAUUGUACAUUUUACAUCUAUAGUCCAAAGGUGAGGUAGACGACAAUCUCUGGUCUCCCAGUCGGUCUAUCCCAGCCCAAUUUAAGUGAGGGCGAGAGGAACCUAGAUGUGCGGGGCAUUUGUAGAGAAUGGAACAAUGUUUUUUGAAUCCAAUAGGCAACUAAAUAUGAGACAUGAAAGCAGUGCUUUAAAACGUGAACUUGGUCGCCAUUAGCUCUUGUCCUCAGUCCUCCCAAGGACAGGAUGUGUGGGUAAAUGCUUAUGUUCUGGGGAAGAUUGCUUUGCUUUUAGGAAGACCACAAGAAACUUGGGAUCAGUGAAAAUUGGUGAAUGAAAAGGUCUUCCGCUGCCGCAGUAUUCUAGACACCAACAUUCUAUUUUGCUUGUGGAUUGAUGCUGCAUAGGUUACCAGGUCCAUUUGUUCUGCAUGGAUCCUAAUAACUCUUUGGAUGAUAAGUCUGAAAGCAGACUUUAUGUUGGAAACCUUGAUCUUAGAAUAUCAGAGGCUACUUUGAUUAAGAUGUUUUCUUCCUUUGGAAAGAUUGUUGCGGAAGACUUCCUGUGGCACACUCGUGGCCCUAAGCGUGGGGAGCCACGCGGCUAUGCUUUUGUCCAGUUUAGCACUAAAGAGGAAGCUGUAUUGGCCAAGGAGAAGAUGCAUGGAAGAUUGGUCUGUGGGCGACCUUUGGUCGUUAAGCUUGCCAGCGAGAAAUAUUUGAUGGAAGGGGCUGGAAAUUCUUCUUUCGGAGCUGGUGGUGAGACAAGCAGAUCAAACUUUGUAGCUGGCUCCUCGUCGCAAAUGAGCAAGAGUGCCAAAAUAGCUGCAAUUAAGAACAAAUUGAAGGCCAUGGAAGAAGAGAGCCAUAACUCAAAGAGACAAAAAAAUGGCUGAUAAACUCUCAGAUGGUUGAUGUCAGAUAUCAAGCUUAGUUGAAGUUUUCUGGUUUCUCAUCUAAUUUUCCAUCUUUGGAUCUUUGUAUUAUGACAAAUGACAAUGACAAUGACAGGAUAAUAUUAUUAUUAUGGUUCAUAAACCUCUUUGCAGAAUGAUAUCAACUUUGUUUUAAUUAGUAAAAGAAAAUACUAUCAAACUUUGUUUUCCUGGCAAUAACCUGACAAGUGACACGUUAUUUUGCAAAUCUACCUAUUCUCGUUACGCACUUGAAUUUCAAACUCAAAUUUGGAUCAUACUUUAAUCGUUAAAGGGUUUGUUU